Messenger RNA from Panicum virgatum (switchgrass), 1149 nucleotides. RefSeq lists its product as uncharacterized. Bases 243 to 827 code for a protein of 194 amino acids. The transcript has 3 exons. The record is from RefSeq and is a predicted model, not a curated record. NCBI's taxonomy places the organism in Eukaryota, Viridiplantae, Streptophyta, Magnoliopsida, Poales, Poaceae.
CAAAAUUGCGGGACGGAGCACCAGAAAACCGCCCCACCGCGGCGCCGCUCAACCAUCCAUCCCCGUCAGGGAAUUCACGGGAGCCGCCGAGCCGGUGGAGCAGCAAGGCUUCCUUCCCCUCGCCUCCUCCUCUCUCUCUCCUCUUGCCUUCGCCUUUUUGAAAACCUCACCCCCUCCCUUCCCUUGCGUCUUCCUCCUCCGUCCUCGCCUCGCCCGCCUGCACCCAACCCUCGCCGCCUCUCAUGGUCCUCAUGGCCGGCGCCUCCGACUCCGACCACCACGCCACUGCCAAGACCGCGCCGGCGCCGGCUCCCUCGGCCCCGGCUCCCGCCGCGCGCACCCGACUCCACGACUUCUCCUUCCCGACGCUCAGCUGGGGCACGCACCGCCUGCUACGCUGCUCCAAGGACGGCGCCUCCGCGUCCCCGCCGCCGCACCCGCAGACGCCGUCGCCCGGGAAGGAGAAGCCCCAGGGCCAGCAGGGCUCCCCCGGCGCCACGGGCGCGUCGCAGCCGCCGCGCCCGUGGAACCUCCGCACCCGCCGCUCCGCCACCGUCGCGCCGCUCGCGUCGAGAUCGGAGGGCGCUUGGAAGGCGGCGGCGCACCAGUCGCUCGCGUCGCCGCCGGCGGUGGCGCCCAAGAGGGGCUUCUCGGCCUCGCUGACCAAGGAGGAGAUCGCCGAGGACUUCGCCGCCAUCCGCGGCACGCGCCCGCCGCGCCGGCCCAAGAAGCGCCCGCGCGCCGUGCAGCGCCAGCUCGACAUGCUGUACCCGGGAUUGUCUCUCGCCGACGUGAAUCUGGACUCGUACAAGAUCGAGGAGAGGUGAUUGGCGCCGUGGUGGAGCUGCAAAUAGGAGCAACUUUUCGGAUUUUUCCAGCUUUCGCUUUCUUCUUGCGAUGGCUAGCAUCUCCAUCCCGUUAUUAUUCUAGUUCUUGCUGAUUAGAACAUGGAAUGUUAGUGCUAAUUCUGUACAUGGGAAUCCUGUUUUAUGAUAAGUUGGGCUGAUGGGCGAUGCUUGUGCUUCGUCGUGUGAUGUUUAGUUUGGGGGGUAUGAUUCUGGUAGAAUUGGGUAUCUUUAGGUGAUGGGAAGUUUUCAUGCUAUGUACAUGGUUCUAAUCUAUGAAAUGUUUUUUUUUCACUCGGUUCAA